Molecule: messenger RNA, 1350 nt
Organism: Rhizopus microsporus ATCC 52813
Lineage: Eukaryota; Fungi; Mucoromycota; Mucoromycetes; Mucorales; Rhizopodaceae
Product: Calcium/proton exchanger
Exons: 8
Coding region: 1-1350 (449 amino acids)
Biological process (GO): intracellular calcium ion homeostasis; calcium ion transmembrane transport
Cellular component (GO): fungal-type vacuole membrane
Molecular function (GO): calcium:proton antiporter activity
Source: RefSeq, a predicted model, not a curated record
AUGAGCGAUCACCACACAGUGAGCCAGGAGCGAGAUCAUGACGGUGAAUUGAUAGGCACAGAUGAGACAAAGACAUCAGAAAAAGAAAUUAAAGAGCCCACUGCGGCCCAAGGACUAGCAUCCCUUCUUAAAUCAUCAUGGUUGAACAUUCUAUUAAUUUGUAUACCCUUUGGUUGGGCUUCGCAUUUUGUCUGGACGCCCACUACUACAUUCGUUUUGAACUUUAUUGCCAUCAUCCCUCUAGCUAAACUACUCGGGUUUGCGACUGAAGAAAUUGCGCUAAGAACAGGAGAGGUCAUUGGUGGGCUACUCAAUGCAACAUUUGGAAACGCAGUAGAACUGAUCAUUAGCAUCAUAUCUCUCACUCAAAAUUUAGUUAUUGUUGUUCAGGCAGCCAUGCUUGGAUCCAUUCUGUCGAAUCUAUUGCUCAUCCUUGGCAUGUGCUUUCUUUGUGGUGGGUAUAAGCAUAAAGAACAAGUGUUUAAUGCAACUGCUGCACAGACUUCUGCCUCUCUUCUCUUCAUCUCGGUUGUAUCGUUGCUUUUACCUGCAGCGUUUUAUGGCUCAACAAUUAAUACUGAAUCUGAAGAUCGAGAAAAGACAGAUAUAUUAGAUAUCUCCCGUGGUACUGCCAUUAUUCUGCUUAUUAUUUAUUUUGCCUAUCUUUUCUUUCAGCUAAAAACACACAAGUCCUUGUUCUUGCAAGUCCCUGUAGAAGCCUUCAAGAUUGAAAGACGAUCAUCACUUAUUGAUUUACUCAAUAGUGGUAGGAGCCAAAGCGGAAUUGAAGAGCAAGCUUUGUCGUGCUAUACAGAUGAAGACGAUGAUGAAGAAGAAUCGCCCUCUAUGCCAUGGUGGAUGGCUAUUACAGUACUCGUAGUCGUUACUGUACUAGUUGCCAUUUCUGGAGAGUUCCUUGUGUCUGCAAUUGAAAGUGUUGUUCAAGCAUGGCAGAUUAGUGAAACAUUUGUAGGUUUGAUUCUAUUACCUAUCGUUGCUAAUGCAGCAGAGCAUGUCACGGCUGUUACAGUAGCGUGGAAAAACAAGAUGGAUUUGGCACUGGGAGUUUCAGUAGGGUCAAGCAUGCAAAUUGCCUUACUUGUAACCCCUAUAAUGGUUAUCAUCGGUUGGGGAAUUAAUGUUGACAUGAGUUUAUUUUUUAAUAUAUAUGAAACUGCAGUCCUAUUUGCAUCCGUUGUCAUGGGUGGAAAGAGCCAUUGGUUUGGAGGACUUAUGCUGUGUGCUGUCUAUGUGAUUAUUGCUAUAAGCUUUUAUUAUUACCCAGAUGCUGCAGCAGGAGGAUUAGAUGGACCAACGCUCAAUGUGACCAUUGCUCCCAGUACAGCCUAG